GCCUGGGUCGAGCAUCUACGCCGCUCUCCAUGGGAGCGGCCGGAGCGGAAACGAAGCCGGUGCGGGUGGCCAUCCUGGGGGCCUCCGGCUACACGGGGGCGGAGCUGGUGCGGCUGCUGCUGGGCCACACCGGAGUGGAGAUCACCGUGCUCACUGGGAACACCCAGGCCGGGCAGGAGUUCUCGGCGGUUUACCCCCAGUUCCACUACGCCAAGGACCUGCCGGCGCUAACCCGGCACGAGGAUCACGACUGGAAGGACGUGGACUGCGUCUUCUGCUGCCUGCCUCACGCCACCACGCAGGAGAUCAUCUCGCAGCUGCCGGAACACCUCAAGAUCGUCGACCUCUCGGCAGACUUUAGGCUCAAGGACAUCGAGACUUACGCAGAGUGGUACGGAGGCGAGCACAAGGCCCCCGCCCUGCAGGCCGAGGCUGUGUACGGCCUGACCGAGCUUGCCAGAGACGACGUGCGAGGCGCGCGGCUCGUGGCCAACCCGGGCUGCUACCCGACCGCGGCGCAGCUGCCGCUCAUCGCCCUCCUCAAGGCCGGGCUCAUCCUCAAGGACGACAUCAUCAUCGACGCCAAGUCGGGGACCACCGGGGCCGGCCGCGCUCCGAAGCAGGGCACCCUGUUCUGCGAGGUCUCGGACGGAAUCAACGCUUAUGGAGUGGCCUCCCACCGGCACGCGCCGGAGAUCGAGCAGGGGCUUGGAGAGGCCUGCGGCAGCAAGGACGUCGUCGUUAACUUCACGCCGCACUUGAUGCCCAUGUCCAGAGGGAUCCUUGAGACGAUCUAUGUCAAGCUGGCGGACGGUAGCACGGUGGAAGAAGCCAAGGCCGCGCUCGAAAAGGCGUACGCGGGGGAGCGGUUCGUGACCGUGUUGCCGGGAGCCGCGGUGCCGCACACGCGACACGUACGAGGAAGCAACCACGUGUUCAUGAACAUCGUAGCCGACCGCCUGCCGGGGAGGGCCGUGAUCCUCGUGUCCAUGGACAACCUCGUCAAGGGGGCUAGCGGGCAGGCGAUACAGAACAUGAACGUCAUGUUCGACCUCCCGGAGACACAGGGCGUCGACAUGGCACCGAUGUUCCCAUGAUCGGUUUUGGCUUGUAGAAUCUUGCGUGCGGCACGGCUUGUAGUAUCUGCACACAUCAAGGAUUGUAGUAUCUACGUAAGUCGGACAAACUUGAAAGCCUAGUGGGGCCGAUUGGCGUAGAGGCAUAUCCGGACUUUUCGACGUCGAACAAAACUAGACAUGCUUCAUGGCGCCGAUUCCCCAUGCGUUGUCGACGCGCUUAAAGGCGGGAUGGCGCUGGCAUUCGGGAUGGACGACAGCGGGGUGUAUCCACAGGUGGACUGGGGUGGCUGGCCUUUAGCCGCGGGAUCAAUAGGAUACGACCCAGGAUUCCUAGCAUGCUUCGCAUGAGGCGCUGCACCGUUGGUUGGUUCGAUUUUUCGAUUGUGCUGGAGGCCUUGGAGGCUUGGUGUGGCGCUCUCCCCUCUCAUGGUCAGGGGAGAAGACAGACGGAUUCGCGUGGUUCAUCGUAGGAAUCCGAUCGACGACGCAUCGAUGUGCCGUGGGCCCAAACAAACCCUUUUCUGAUUUACUUUCCAGAGGGAACAGAAAGGGCGUGCCGUCUUUUUUGCUGGCCUCCAAAACGUGUGUAUCUGUGUGUCUGAGUAGUUUCCGUAGGUUACAGAACACUUUGUCCAAAACUAGCCCCCUCUUUUGUCGUGUUGCUAAUAUAGGAUGGACGCAUGGCGUGGUUUUAGGGUGGG
Messenger RNA from Ectocarpus siliculosus, 1780 nucleotides. The record is from the annotation of a GenBank genome assembly. NCBI's taxonomy places the organism in Eukaryota, Phaeophyceae, Ectocarpales, Ectocarpaceae.